AUGAUUAAUCUAACCAGACAACAUGGUCUGAAUGACGUGACAACUGAAGAAUUAGAGGUUCCCCACUGGGAACGUCUAUUUGAAUACGGCUUAAUGCUACAGCCUCGUGUCAAAAAAAUAGUUAUACUUGGAUUUGGUUCCAGCGUCAGUACACCUCAAGGUAUCCUCGCUGAAGCAAUAGUUGUUAAAAGUUUUGCAGAACUUGAACAACUGGACAGAACAAAAGUUCAAGGAAAAAUAGUAGUAUUUAAUGAACCCUAUGUUUCUUAUGGGGAAACUGUUAUCUAUAGAACCCUAGGGGCAUCAAAGGCUGCCAGGAAAGGUGCUGUAGCAACCCUUGUGAGAAGCAUAACACCAUUUUCAAUUUAUGCACCUCACACAGGAGCGCAAUACUACGAAAAUAAUGUUACAAAAAUACCAACAGCGGCCAUAACUCUAGAAGACGCAGAUUUGUUACAAAGACUACAGAACGAAGGAGAGAAGAUUGUACUCCAAAUUCUAAUGUAUUAUACAGAAGAUACAAAGAAAUCACGUAACACAUUAGUUGACCUUAAAGGCAGAGUAAAUCCUGAGAAGCUGGUCAUUGUGUCUGGACAUAUAGAUAGUUGGGACGUAGGAGAAGGUGCCAUGGAUGACGGUGGAGGCAUGAUGAUUAGUUGGUUUGUUCCAGUUGUACUAAAUACUCUCAAUCUGAAACCUAGACGAACAGUGAGAGCAAUUUUGUGGACAGCCGAAGAACCAGGAUUGAUAGGAGCCCAAGCGUAUUUGAACCAGCAUAAAAACGAACUAGACAAAAUUAAUUUUAUUAUGGAAUCUGAUGAAGGAACGUUUCAACCUUUAGGGUUGGAUGUUGCUGGUUCUAACAAAACACGUUGUAUUGUACAGGAAGUUUUGAAGCAAUUUGCACCAAUAAAUAAAAUGGAAAACAGUGGAGCUCCUGGUUCUGAUAUUGUGUUAUUUAUAAAACAAAACGUGCCUGGAGCGUCAUUGCUUAAUAGGAAUGAGCGGUAUUAUUGGUUCCACCAUAGUGAAGGUGAUACUAUGGUUGUACAAAAUAUGACAAAUGUGGUUGAAUGUGCUGCUUUUUGGGCAGCGUUCUCAUAUGUUAUAGCUGAUCUCUCGGUGGACUUACCACGACAUUAG
Spodoptera littoralis (African cotton leafworm) is the source of this 1143-nucleotide messenger RNA. The record is from the annotation of a GenBank genome assembly. Lineage: Eukaryota; Metazoa; Arthropoda; Insecta; Lepidoptera; Noctuidae.